AUGCUGUACACCGUGGAUGCAAGGCACGAGCAGUGCGAGCACUACACAGGAGUGUGGAACAAGCCAACCAUGCAGUACACCGUGGAUGCAAGGCACCAGCAGUGCGAGCACUACACAGGUGUGUGGAACAAGCCAACCAUGCAGUACACCGUGGAUGCAAGGCACGAGCAGUGCGAGCACUACACAGGUGUGUGGAACAAGCCAACCAUGCAGUACACCGUGGAUGCAAGGCACCAGCAGUGCGAGCACUACACAGGAGUGUGGAACAAGCCAACCAUGCAGUACACCGUGGAUGCAAGGCACCAGCAGUGCGAGCACUACACAGGAGUGUGGAACAAGCCAACCAUGCAGUACACCGUGGAUGCAAGGCACGAGCAGUGCGAGCACUACACAGGAGUGUGGAACAAGCCAACCAUGCUGUACACCGUGGAUGCAAGGCACGAGCAGUGCGAGCACUACACAGGAGUGUGGAACAAGCCAACCAUGCUGUACACCGUGGAUGCAAGGCACGAGCAGUGCGAGCACUACACAGGAGUGUGGAACAAGCCAACCAUGCAGUACACCGUGGAUGCAAGGCACCAGCAGUGCGAGCACUACACAGGAGUGUGGAACAAGCCAACCAUGCUGUACACCAACAACAGUAUGCUGUUAGGUUAUGCAGACGAUGAGUCACAAUAA
Messenger RNA from Procambarus clarkii (red swamp crayfish), 678 nucleotides. Lineage: Eukaryota; Metazoa; Arthropoda; Malacostraca; Decapoda; Cambaridae. The record is from RefSeq and is a predicted model, not a curated record.